AUGGCCGGCGGUCGUGCAAGCGAUUCCUUAUCUAGGACGGCUGCUUUGGCCGUCCUAGGUUCACUCCUUUCCGCCCCUGCGAGGGCCUACAACGACGAUGUUGUUACCGUUGAAGUUGUCGUCACAACCUAUCUCGACCUUGGUUCGUGUGUCAAUGCCUGCGAUCCAAAGAAUGCAUUCAAGACAGCUGAAAAUAAGCCGCCGUAUGUAACGCUUACUCUGCCGACUUGCCAGUCGGAGCACGCUACCUCAACCAAACACCCCGAGUGCCCGGUCUGCACCGGAACUGUCUUUCAUUAUGAACCUACCGAAGAUCCCUAUGUUACAAUCACGUCAACUGCAUACGAUUACGACAAGCCUUAUGUCUCCACUAUUCAUCCUAAUUGCCAUGGCUGCAAGGGUACUGCUAUCAUAUAUGAACCCAUCAAGUCCAAGAGUCCUCAGAAACCACUUCCUACAACUUAUACAUGGGAAGGGGCUGGCCCCAACGACCCUAGAUUCACUAUUCCGGCCAGGCGCCCGGAAGAUCCCCACACAGUUGUUAUCGGCACUCACGGCUUUACCGACCGUCUCUGGACGGUUACCGCUCAUGGAUAUGAUAACGGGGCAAAAGCUGAAACUCGUACGGUUCUCCCUACUGACCACCGCGGAAAGCCUCGGCCCAGCGCGGUGCCAAUUGUGAUUAUCGGCAAUGAAGGUAAAUUGGACGAUCUGCCUCAUGACCAUCUCAUCGGGGCCGACACAGACAGAGAUAGUCAGCCUCAUCGACUGGCUGACCCUGAUUGGUCUAUUGAAUCUUCUCUCUUGAACUAUACGCUCGGAGGUCUCACAAACAGUAAGGCCAUCGAUCCUGGCCUCUUAGGAGGAUUGACCAACGGAACAAAUCUUGGAAGUGGUACGACGGGUGGCUUAGGCAAUAGCACAGAAAGCUGGAACAACACGGGACUCGGCGCGCUCAUUGGCACGAGUCUCAGACCUAAUGGAACUGACAACUUCACCAACUUUCUCGGUGACUCUAUUGGCGCCGUGUUCUCAAAGGCUCUCAGUGAAGUCCUUGGACUUGCUAGUAACGACACAGGUCUCGGGCAACUACUCUUGGGCAAUGGAACUGUGAACAAUACAGGACUCAUUGGAGAAUUGCUUGGAAUUAAUGGAGCUGUGAAUGAUACUGCCAUUGGUGACGCCGUUAAUGCCAUUCUUUCACAGGCUCUGAAUGAGGCCAUCGGACUCAAUGGCACGAAUACCACGGGCCUGGGAGCUAUUUUACCUGGAGGUAAUCUACCUGGCGGUAUCCUUGGCAGUCUCGCCAAUGCUCUCCUUGGUAACGGAACUAGCAAUGCCACAAACAUUUCUGGUGAUAUUCUUACUGGGGUUCUCGCACAAGCUAUCGGUGAAACCCUUGGACUCGUGCUCAAUACAACUGGCCUCGGAUCCGUUCUCUUUAGCAAUGAAACAGCCAACAGUACCGGCCUCCUAUCAUCUCUCCUCGGACUCAAUGGAACUAUCGACGCUAGCCUCGGCUCGCUUCUUGGAGGUAACGGAACUGCAGCCAACCCCAGUCUGAUUGGUCAACUUCUUGCAGGCAGCAUUCUUGGCCAACUUCUUCCACUACUCAACGUAACUGGCAACAACACAGCGCUCGGUGACGCGCUCACUGGCCUUGUCUCGCAAGCUCUCAACGAUACUCUCGGCCUUGCUACAAACAACACGGGCCUCGGAACUUUGUUGUUCGGCAAUGGAACUGCCAAUAAUACCAGUUUGCUGGGUACGCUGCUCGGUCUUCUUGGUAACGGCACUACCAUUGACCCCAGCCUUUUAGGAGGCCUUCUUAACGGAACCGAUCUAGGAAGUACUGUUGACGGACUUCUCAAUGGAACGGGACUUGGCGGGACCGAUCUAGAUACAGGGCUCCUGAACAGCACAGAUCUUAGAGGUCUUCUCAAUAAUACUCUUAGAGUGGCCAAUGGCACGGGUAUUCCGGGCGGUCUACUCGGCGGAUCUCCCGACAAUUUAACGGGUUCGCUAGGAGGAGUCAUUGGAGAUCUCACAAACAGCACAGGAUUACUCGGCGGAGCAAACGGAACAGAUCUUUUGGGCGGCUUGUUGGGAACUUCAGCGCCCGAAACAAACAGCACUGGCCUACUUGGAAAUGACACCCUAGGAGGAGUCAUUGGAAGCCUGACAAAUAGCACCGACAACCUCCUCAAUACAACAACAGGAUUAUUAGAAGGGUUGGGAACUCCUGACAACUCCACUGCGACCGGUGGUUUGUUGAGCCCGGGGGGGGCCUUGAACACAACAACUGGUGGCGAUCUCCUGGGAGAAUUAUUGGGGGCUCCUGAAAACACGACGACAGGUGGAGGAGGCCUCAAUCUAACCGCUACUAUUGGAGGUUCUAUCGAUAAUACCCCAAGAUCAGCAGGGGUAAAUGGCACAUUAGGCAGUGGCUCAACUGGCGGUACUGAAAGUGGCGGCACUGGAAGUAACGACCUCGUCGGCGGUGGAAACGGCUCUAUAACGAAUGGCAGCACUGACAGCGCUGGUGGCACUAAUUCAACCGCAACGACUGGCGGCAUUGGUUUUCUUGGUGCUCUUAUAAAUUCGACAGAUUCCCUCUUGAACACGAUUGGCGGCGCUUUAGGAAAUCUACUCUUUGGUGGAACAGGAUCAACGGGUACCGGAGUGACAAAUAUCAGGACGACAAACUCAACAGGGGGACUCCUUGGCGGCUUAUUAGGUAGUGGUUCUACAACAAAUACUGGCUUGACUAAUGCCACAACUACUGGUACCAACUCCACGGGGCUUUUAGGUGGCCUCUUGGGUGGCCUCUUGGGUGGUCUCUUGGGUGGAGGAGGCACUGGAGGAACCAAUACCACAUCAACCGGAACUGGAUCGACAGGCACUGGAUCGAUGGACACAGGAUCAACUGGUUCUGGCCUUUUAGGCGGCUUGCUAGGGACAGGGUCAAAUGGUACUGGGCUUUUAUCUGGCCUUUUAGGCGGUUUGCUAGGGACUUCCACAACCCCAGCAGGGUCGACGAACUCAACCGGACUUUUAUCUGGCCUUUUAGGCGGUUUGCUAGGGACUUCCACAACUCCAGAAGGGUCGACGAACUCAACUGGACUUUUAUCUGGCCUUUUAGGCGGUUUGCUAGGGACGAAUUCAACAACCACUGGCACAGGUCUCUUGGGUGGUUUGUUGGGUGGUUUGUUGGGCUAA
This is a messenger RNA of Trichoderma breve, 3219 nucleotides long. RefSeq lists its product as uncharacterized. The transcript has a single exon. The record is from RefSeq and is a predicted model, not a curated record. Bases 1 to 3219 code for a protein of 1072 amino acids. Lineage: Eukaryota; Fungi; Ascomycota; Sordariomycetes; Hypocreales; Hypocreaceae.